AUGCCAGCUGAGCUGUUGAAAAAAGCCGGUAUACCUCUGAUAUCUAAUCCUAAAAGCUAUCUACAGUUGUACCAAGGAUUUUUCUUUGCGCCGGUAUACGAGCACGAGCACGAUGGUGCUUUUUUGACCAAACAGGCAUACGAAGCUAUGGAAGAGGGAGAUUUCAAUAAAGUACCACUUAUGAGUGAUCAUGAUUUUGUAAAAUCUGUGCUAAAGUUCGCUGAGCAGUUGGUGAAAACACUCGCAAAAACCCAUACCUCUACCAGUUCUCUUACAAAGGUGUCUUGGGUUUUCACAGAAAUCAGUCAGCUUGUGGUUGGCGUGGGAGUUCGCUCAUUCAGCAUCACUGACAGUUGUACCCCAGAGCUUACACAGACCGUUCCGUAUUUUCACUGGAUACAGUUUUUAUCAAAUUAAUAAGCAUGUCAUCCUCAAGUUAUGAGGCAACUAUAGAAAAUAAUGGCAACGACCUGCAGUUCAUCGCAGAUGAAAUUGCCAUUGCUCCCAUUAUUUUCCAAAAGUCACAAGUGCCAAAAAUAAAAAUGAGAAAGGACGAUGCCUAGAAGAAGAUGUUGAAAAAAUAGGAAUCAACAUUCGGUAAACCAUUAGAUACUAAAG
This is a messenger RNA of Acanthoscelides obtectus, 618 nucleotides long. The record is from the annotation of a GenBank genome assembly. NCBI's taxonomy places the organism in Eukaryota, Metazoa, Arthropoda, Insecta, Coleoptera, Chrysomelidae.